Messenger RNA from Dichomitus squalens LYAD-421 SS1, 741 nucleotides. RefSeq names its product ribosomal protein S5 domain 2-like protein. The transcript has 2 exons. Lineage: Eukaryota; Fungi; Basidiomycota; Agaricomycetes; Polyporales; Polyporaceae. Gene Ontology annotation, biological process: regulation of translational initiation. The record is from RefSeq and is a predicted model, not a curated record. Gene Ontology annotation, cellular component: cytoplasm. Bases 1 to 741 code for a protein of 246 amino acids.
AUGUCCUCAACAGGCAAUCUCGACUCCUUCGUGAAGUCCUCUAAGCCCCCACCCGCGCCCACCGCGACCUCGCAGGAGAUUCGCGACCGCGCCUCCCUCUUCGUCGGCACCAUCUUCCCCGCGAGCACCCCGGAGGAUGCUCGCCGUGCGGUAAACCACCUCAAGCACGUCGUGCAUCGCGCGCGGCCCGCCACGCACGAGAUUGCGGCCUGGCGGUGCAUGGUGCUCAAGCCGGGCAAGAGCGGCUUAGGCGGGCCUGAUGACUUCGAGGUCGUCAGCGGCGCCGACGACGACGGAGAGACGCACGCCGGGGGAAGGGUGCUCAAAGUCAUACAGGCCGAAAGCGUCAUCGACGCUGUUGUCGUUGUUAGUCGCUGGUAUGGGGGCGAGAUGCUCGGCCCUGUGAGGUUCGAACAUAUCGAGACGUGCGCGCGGGAGGUGUGCCGCACGUUCCGGCUGAAGGACGAUAUGGUGACGUGUGUCGCGACUCUCACGUCCCUAGAUGACAUAUUGGCCUCCCUCCGCGCGGAAUUGGCGUCAGUCACAGCCCGCAAGACUUCCUCUGAGCCGACGUCCAGCCAGUCGGCUGCAAAGAGGUCUACGGCCAAGCCUUAUGCCACUCUAGAGGAAUCGCUUGAUAUCGCCAAGGCAAAGCGUCUUAUCACCGCUCGGGAGAAUUCUAUAAAGAGCGUCAAACAAGCACUCAAGAAGGCCCGCGAAAGGGAACCUGAACAAGGGUAG